CUUCGUCAGUCAAUCCGAGAUGAUUCGUUUUACCGAAAUAUUGUUAGUUGUUAGGAUUGUUGUGUUGUCUCUCACGUACAAUGCUGCACGUCCCUUGACGUCGGCUGUUCUGAUGAAGUCGUCGACUCUUCCUCUCUUUUGGAUGUUUGCGAGAGCGGUGAAGAUGAGCGGUCCGCUGUUUGUUGUGGGCGUUGUCAUCCUCGUUUCUGCUGUAGUGGGCACUGUGUAUGUCUACAUUGUCCCAUAUCACAUGGAAAGGAGUUAUGUUCUGUGCACAAUCUACAUUGUUGUGGGACACUGGCUACUUGCCAACAUCGUGUUUCACUAUUACAAGGGUGUUACCACGAAACCUGGAGCUCCCCCAAAGAUGUCGGACAUCAAUGAACGUCCUUUGCGACGACAUUGGAAGAUCUGUCACAAGUGUAUGCAGCUCAAAGCACCAAGAACGCAUCACUGCUCGAUCUGCAAGCGAUGUGUUCUCAAGAUGGAUCAUCAUUGCCCGUGGAUCAACAACUGCAUUGGUCAUUUGACACAUCGAUAUUUCUUCUUGUUCUGUGUCUACAUGACGAUGGGAACAGGCUUUGUUGUCUGGAUCAACUGGAAUGUUUUCUCAGAACUAUUCUUCACUCGCCAACAGAUCCCUAGAUCAUUCAGUACUCUACAUCCUCCACCAGACGACGACCCUAUUCAACGCAAGUCGGUCAUAGCAGUCACUCUUUUGUGUGCUGCUGCGGCCUGUACUGUUGGAUCUCUCACUAUGUGGCAUGCAUAUCUUAUCUCACUUGGAGAGACUUCUAUUGAAUUUUACAUUAACAGAGAGGAAGAGAGACGCUAUCAGAAGAAGGGCUUUGUGUACACUAAUCCGUAUGAUCACGGGAUCAAGAAGAAUUGGAAGCUGUUUCUUGGUUUAGCUAAUGGAAGAGACUGGCGGCACAUUUUGUGGCCAUCGUCUCACCGACCUAUAGGAAAUGGACUCGAGUGGGACACGUCAAGUUAUGUAGGAGCUACGUCACGAGGAGACCAGCCACUCUCUAACGGAUUACCGUAUGCACAUAAACCUCCAUCAACAUAUAUAUGAUCUAUUGUACGUAUUAAAACUGGAUGAAUUUGAGUGUACACGUGUCAUUGAGUUUUUUAGUCUACUGACUUAUGUAUGCAUGCAAUGCAUGCUAUGCCGACAGUCGGCUUUUUAUGCUAUUGAUCUGAUUGAUGAUUUAGAUUUUGAAGUCACAGACUACAAUAAAUGUUAUGUUGAUUA
Messenger RNA from Corticium candelabrum, 1258 nucleotides. RefSeq names its product palmitoyltransferase ZDHHC16-like. The transcript has 7 exons. The coding region runs from base 20 to 1078 and encodes 352 amino acids. Gene Ontology annotation, molecular function: palmitoyltransferase activity. The record is from RefSeq and is a predicted model, not a curated record. Gene Ontology annotation, cellular component: Golgi apparatus. Gene Ontology annotation, biological process: protein palmitoylation. Lineage: Eukaryota; Metazoa; Porifera; Homoscleromorpha; Homosclerophorida; Plakinidae.